This is a messenger RNA of Mercenaria mercenaria, 1080 nucleotides long. RefSeq lists its product as uncharacterized. The coding region runs from base 1 to 1080 and encodes 359 amino acids. Gene Ontology annotation, biological process: DNA integration. The record is from RefSeq and is a predicted model, not a curated record. The transcript has a single exon. Gene Ontology annotation, molecular function: nucleic acid binding. Lineage: Eukaryota; Metazoa; Mollusca; Bivalvia; Venerida; Veneridae.
AUGGGCGCACAUGUACAUACUGUACUCAAACAGUUACCAGUCAGUGACCAAAAGCUCGAAAAAAUUCGAAUUGCAUCACAAAAUGAUGAUCAGGUUCAAACUCUCAUACAGGUUAUAAGGAACGGUUGGCCACGUAUGCGCCAAGACUGUCCCAAAUCUGUAGUUGAGUAUUGGAACCACAGAGAUGAGCUAUCGUUUGAAAAUGGCCUAAUAUUUAAGGGACAAAAGAUAAUCAUUCCUAGGUCAGAACGCUUUGACAUGAUAAAAGCCGUUCACGAUAACAGCCACCAGGGCUGCAACCAAGCAACGCGGCGUGCUAGUGAUAUCAUGUUUUGGCCAGGUAUGAGUAAUCAAAUAUUAGAAUACGUGCAAGCAUGCUCUUUAUGCGAGAAAUACCGCCCUUCGAACGCAAAAGAACCACUCUUUUCCCAUGAGGUGCCCCAGAGGCCGUGGCAAAACGUAUCAUGUGACAUUUUCGCAUUCGAUAACAAACAGUACCUAAUUACUGUAUGCGCGUUCAGCAGAUUUUUCGAAAUAGAUUUACUACCAAACACCAAAAGUAACACGGUGAUUCGCAAAUUAAAGGUACAUUUUAGUCGGUUUGGCAUACCUGAACAACUUAAAUCGGACAACGGACCACAAUUCACAUCCGAGCCAUUUAGCAAUUUUGCUAGAGACUGGCAUUUUACGCACGUCACGUCAAGCCCACAUCAUCAGAGUUCAAACGGACUGAGUGAGAUAUACGUUAAGCUUGCAAAACGCAUACUACAAAAAGCAAAAGAUGCUAACUGUGACCCCUACUUGCCUCUUCUAGAACACAGAAAUUCCCCAUUACCUGCAAUUGGUUAUAGCCCUAGCCAACUCCUACAAGGACGUAGGCUAAGAUCAAUCCUCCCAGCAACUCAUGAACAGUUAUCUCCAAAGCCUAUUAAUGCAAAGAAAGCCCGAGAAAAUAUGCAGAAACAACAAACAAGGUCAAAAUUUUAUUAUGACAGAUCCACACAAUCACUCCCUUCUCUGCAAUCAGGGGAAAAUAUCACAUUUCAGAAAACCCCGGGAGAAAAAUGGGAACCAGGGUAA